AUGAGUACUCACAGCCCAGAGUCGAAAUACAACGCCUAUGCCAACUCCGGGUUUUCACCUAACGGCAAAAGCAAGAGCAAAAUCCCCUCCACCAUUCGCACCGUCCCGAGCUUCGAAGCAUCUUCGGAUAUCUCGUCCGAAUCGCCGUCCGCGCGAAACAGCGGAUUUUCUAGUUCUAUUAAUAGCAAUGUCAGCGGUACAUCAUACAGCUCUCAACAAGCACAAAGCAGCUCGACUGUGAGGUUAAAACCGCAAUCACCUAGCUUAGGGCCACCUUUACCAAUAACACGAAGUGAAGACCCGUAUAUAUCCGCAAACGAUACAACUCCCGGAGAAGAGAUGGCAGACGACGCAACCUUAUCUUUACAGGUUCCGGAGACAGCGACGCUCGAAGACCGGCCAAGUACAGGACCAGGAAGUUCGCCGCAAUGGGAUGGUGCUGUCGGGAAGGCUGGCCUUGGAAAGACGGGCAGAGUAAUUAAUAAAUUGGUGUCUGAGAACGAGGCCUUGAAACGGGAUAUCCAAAUCGAACGUUUUAAAUCCGAGGAGGCAAAACAGGCAGCCAAGCUACUCGAAGACAAGAUGGAACGUAUGGUCGCAGACUACGAGAGCCGCCUAUUAGAAGCCACGGUGACCAAGACGUUGCUUAGUCGUAAGGAACGUCAAGUUGAGCAUUUGCAAUCUACCGUCGAGCUCGAGAAGAAGCGCACAUCGGAUGCUCAAGAACGGGAGCGAACAUGGCGCGAAGAGAUAGAGAAGUGCCGCCGGGACACCAAAGUCCAAGUAGAGGAGGCUAACAUGCAGGCGGCAUUGAUGGAGAGUCGAUAUAAUGCCAUCUCAUCGCAUUGGAAGGAUCAAGGCGACGAAGUGAAGCGUAUGAUGGCGGGGUUUGAUAAGAAGAUCAAAACGUUGGUUAAGGAACGCAAGGAGGACGAUGAAAAAAUCAGCGUCCUCCGCGAUUUGUGUGACCAACAAGAUGGAAAUAUUCGGGACCUACAACGGCAAAAGGAAGAGAUUGCCCAACAAUUCGAGGCUUAUAAGCGCGAACAGGAACAAUCGCUGCAAGACAUCAAGAAAGCCGCCCGUCAGAGAGAAGAAGAACAGGAGAGGACACUCGAGGAGGCAAAGCGCGUACUCGGUCAACUGAAAUGGGCGCUUAACGUGAAGAAAAACGUGAAGGGUGCUGAGUGA
Molecule: messenger RNA, 1191 nt
Organism: Daldinia caldariorum
Lineage: Eukaryota; Fungi; Ascomycota; Sordariomycetes; Xylariales; Hypoxylaceae
Exons: 1
Coding region: 1-1191 (396 amino acids)
Source: RefSeq, a predicted model, not a curated record